UCUUGCGUUCCACGGGGCCUCGCUGUUAUAACAGUUUUAUGAAUUGGGAAUUACCAUACGAUGCGGUAGAGGGCGCCAAAGACCAGCGCUCUGUCUCAUAGUGCCUCGUCUUCCUAGGCUCCCUUUACUGAGCUCUGGCUGAUCUGGGGUCAGUUGUCUAAUGUGAUGAAUCCGAGCCUGGAAAGGAGAUCUCCGGUCUGACCUCCACGCUUCGGGGCAGGAAGUUUAGCAACUGGUGCGUGCAACAACUGCGUGCGCUUAUGGCCGGAGAAACCAAAUUAGAGUGUUGGAGAGUUUGCUAUGCAUUCAUGUUAUUUGAGAUAAUGUUUCUGAUCGCAUCAAAUUUAUUAUUUCAUUUUCUCCGGAGAAAUCACGGUUUUGAGCAUUACGGUGAUUAAACGUUUCGGUUGUCAGCGGAAGACAGUCACUUGCAAAGCUGUAGCAGGUAACCGUCGUCUUGCUCUGCCCGCAUCCGGAGCGUCUAGCUCACUCGCAGAGGUGAGGAGUUGAUUUGAUUACCAAGGGAGGAGGGAUGCGCCGCGAACGCAUCGUGCAUCUGAGGGGCGGGACUUCCGUUAGAAGAAAACUUGUCAACAGUUUCGUACAAGAAAAAAUAAACAUGUAGCUUGAUUUCGCGAGAAAGGCUCCAACAACGCAGCCAACGGACACGAAAUCGAGAGUGACAUUGGAGUGACGCACGGGCCAAUAAUUCCAAACUGGCCUGGUUCAGGCACUAGUGGGAUUUAAAGGUCUACGGAGCAGUCUGUGCGAGCCGUGAACGGCUCUGUCAAGAGUUGUGCGCUGAAGUCUGCUGCUGUCCAACGAGAAGGGAAAUUGUUUCUUCGCCUAAUCGGGCAGAUAGCUGUUCCACGGCUGAGGACCGUCUAAACCUCACCGACAGCUUAUUGUGGUCCAAGUGGCAAUUUGUGUUAACAUCGCAUCGCUUCAGAAUCACAACUUGGAUUCGAUUCGAGGCUGGAAGAGGUGUGACGGACGAGAAGGGGAGAGACGAUCAGAGAGUGUGUGAGUGACAUAAAGGGGAUUGUACGGCGGACGAACAAUGGAGUUGGAUUGAGUUUUGGACUGUUUUCUAAAGACAGAAGUUUCUAUUGACACCAUGUGUACUUUGGUAACACUUUAAUUGCCCUCGAAAUGAACACAACACACCCCCCUUUAAUUUAGUCUACCUAAAUUGUUCGCAGUGUCAAAGCUGUGGUCGUCAUCCCGAGGAAUGCAGUUUACGGAAUAUUGUGCAAUAUAGACUGCAUCGACAUUCUCCUGUUCAGUAUCUUAUCCUGAUGGUUAAAGCACAUAUGAAUGACUGGGUGUGAGGGCGAGCCUGGAGAAGAAAAAAUCAUUCAGGCAAAUGAAUGCGUGAAGUCCAGGAAUUACGUAAUUCCUCUUCAGUGUCCAGACUAUCAGAAUGUAGGUGAACAGGGCCCGUGAUGCGCACACCCUUGGUUCACAGUUUCAGAAACAUCAUCUCUCAGCCAUUUGCGGCAAGGUCCGAGCGCAAUAGAGGCUGAAGUGUGCUGCGAUAUCUGCAUCAAAUGAUAGUUUGAAACCACAGCGUUCCAGGGGCGCUCAGUAAGGAAUCUAAAUUGGCUCCAGAGACGUCAGAGUUUAGGCUGCAACACUAUUGGAUUCAAACUUUUGCCUUUGUCUAAUACGUGACCCUAAGCACACAUGCCUAGAGCGAAGAGUUGUUCAUCGAUUUUUCUGAGAAACUUUGUUUGAUAAUCCUCAAAAUGGAUUACCCAUGGUAAUCUAUAGUUGGACUCAAUGCUCGUGGUAACAGAGCUGGGUGUUUCUUCUCUCGGUGUUAAAGUCUACCCCAGUUUUGUCGACCCCGCCUCUGUCAGUGCUCAUGGCAACGGAGAAAACCCUUACCUGUCAAUUUGAAGCAAUUUACUGUGAGAUUAACUAGAGUCAUCAGCAGCUUUUUUUUUGUGGUUGUUGUCGCUGUGUAUUUAUUUAAUACAUUGAACCAUUAGAUAUUGGUUUUGUCGUUGACCCGAGGGACAAGGGGUUUACCCAGCCUGACCUGAUCGACGCGCACGCUGAAAAGAUCCACAUCUUUUCGUGGAAUGUAUCCCAUGGCGCAGGCGCAACGCUGUCAGGCAAGCCAUCUAUAAAUACAGUCCGGCGCGAGGAGGACGCCUUGUUCGUCUUCAGCCAAGUGCGCCUUGCGCAACCUCCGGGCAGAGCGCUGCCUGCUCCUGUUUAAAAGGCUUGGCUCCGAGUCUUCUUUUUUAACGAAACAUUACCGAGUUCUGUACUUUUGCACAGUGCGGGCUUAUUGGAAAGUUUUACGUGUUUCAAAAAGGAGGGUUUUAAGGUGCGCAGAAAGACUAGUUGCAAGGCCAGUGGGAAGCCUGCUUGAGUUCACCUGAGGACUGUGGGUGUUUUUCAGUGUGAUCUGUGGAAUGUAACUAGAUGCUCCCCUGUGGGUUUGCAGAUGAAAAGAGACCUUUAUUCUUCUCCAUCUCUCUUGCACUCUCUCUCUCUUGCACGCACUAGGAUGAACUGAACCACUUGGAUGUUCCAUGUUGCUUUUGGUUGACCUCAGAUACUUGUUUUCUUAUUCGGUGUCACCCAGUUUCACUGGUGUGUGUAUGUGUGUGUGAGAUACUCCUUGGAAUUCAGGCAUGAACUUGGAAAAGAGAUGUGAGUCCUAACACUCAGGGCUAACACACACAUUUACCACAUACAUCUUCCACCCACCCACACACACACACACACUGACACAUUUACACUUUUAAGAUGAGUGGGGGUAAGAAAAAAAGUGGUUUCCAGAUCACCAGUGUGACAUCAGACUACAGCCAGUGGGCAACUGAUAGCCCCUCCUCCCAAAACCCUGUAACCACGGAGACCAGCCCUGCUGCGGCGCUGAGCAACGGAGGCCAGAGUGCCACAGCUUCCCCAUCUCUCCCCCACAGGCAGCCAUUGGUCGAGGCGAGCUCGACAGAUGCUCAAGUCAUGCCCAAUGGCCCAUCCCAUUUUCUCACCAUCAGCCCCACCUUGCAGACGGACAGGAGUUCUAGCCAACCAGCAACGCCUGUGCUGUCACGCCGGCAGAGCUCGGGGGACCAGGGCGGCUCAGGGGGCGGGGCCUCUCGUUUCCGCGUGGUGCGUCUGGGCCAGGGAUUGGGCGAGCCGUUCAAACGCGGCCGCUGGACCUGCGUGGACCAGCUGGAGCGGCCCGAGCCCGAGCCGCGCCUUCGCCGCAUCCUGGACAGCAUGAGGCACGCCCACUCGCUGGAGUCCCUGGACGCGGUAGGGCUGGAGGGGGGCGGAGCGGUGGGCAGCGCCGCGCUGAAGCCGCUGGGGCUGGCCCGGGGUCUGCGGGGGGCGGCGGGGCCCGUGGUGCACUCGCAGGGCACCAGCCACCUGCUGGCGCAGCAGCAGCAGAGGGGCGGCCCAGGAGGGGGCGCCCUCAGCGGACCGGCGUCCCCGACGCACUCCAGCGCCGAGGCGCCCAGCCUGCUGACGCCGCCCAACCCACGCACGCGCAACAUUCCGCCGCCACUCAGGCUGGACAUGGACGCCACCGGAAAGUUCCGUAUGACCCAGUCUCAGCCCAGCUCCCCCGGCUCCCACCUGGGUGGUAGAGAUGGUCUGUUCCACCCGAGCCUCACGCCCAUUCAGACGCCCUCAGCAUUCGCCCUGGCACAGUCCAUGUUUGGAGUUGGGGGUGCCUUUGAGGUGGAUGAAAGUGGAUCUGGAAAUAGUGCAAUUGCUAUUGACAACAAGAUUGAGCAAGCGAUGGAUCUGGUGAAGACGCACCUGAUGUUAGCUGUCAGAGAGGAGGUAGAGUUGCUAAGGGAGCAGAUUAAGGAACUGACAGAGAAGAACGCCCAGCUUGAACGAGAGAACUACAUCCUCAAGGCCCUCAGAGACCGCCACUAAGCAUGAUGGGACUUGUAGUCCUUAUGCCCACAGGCCACUUUGGAUACAUAGUUUGUUUGCCCAUCGGUCUCCUUGGAAAAUGAGACUUUGUACAUCCAGGUCUCACUUGACGUGAAGUUUGUCUACCCACAAGGCCCAUAGACCUCAUGGGACGUGUAGUCCAUCUUGUCACCGGCCUCAGGGGAAACGGAGUCUUUUCUCUUCUGGCCUCUCGAAUAGCGCUCAGGAUGAAGGGAUGAAUGAAAAAAAAAGAAUGUUCUCAGAGCGACAAAAGUGUGGAUGGAAGAAGAGGAAAGUAGUAAAGGAGAGAAUUAAAACUAAUGACUUUUGUUAAAAGGAUGGAACAAUUAAACUAGACUUUUAACCCUCACCUUGCAGAUUUAUGCAGAAUGACAGGGAGGCUCCUGGGACUCCCUGAUCCCAGCAUAUGCAAACUACACAGAUAUAUCCACACAUUCACGCUGCAGUUGGUAUAUUUUUAAACAGAAAAUCACAUACACAUGGUGUGCGAUACACUUGCACUUGCUUACCAUUCACACAAAUGCACACAUGACACACGCCAAUUCAUGAACUGAAAUAUUCUCUCACUCUCUUUCUCUUUCUCUUUCUCUCUGUCUCUGUUACUGUUUCACACACACAAUUGCAUAUUUCCACAUGAAUUAGGGGGUUGUGUGAGAAUUUACAUUUACACUGUCUAAUAUCUCAUAUAAUUAUUUUAAGGUGGAGUUUGCAAAAAUGCUAAUAAUAACGAUGAGUAGUGUUAAUGACAGAUCUACCAUAUGGAGACCUUUAAAUGCCAUCUUUAUUUAUUUAAAUGUGUUUUCCACCAGAAUGAAUGUGUAUUUUGAGCAGUCCACUGGCCUAUGGAUUCCCUCCAACCAUGUGUGGGUAUGUGUAGGCCUGUGUAUGUGUGUGUUUGAAUAAGUCUUGUAUUCCCUAUACGAUUGUGUGUUUCCAUUAGGGUGUGGCCUCCACAUUUUCUCCAGAAAGAAGCCUCUCCUAUGGGCCAUGCCCAUUUGGUCUGUCAACAAUGCUCAGUAAUCAUGAAAACCAGACAAUGGGGUACAGUUGUCAGUGUCAAGUAUCAACCGGUGUAGACUUUUACAUAUCUAGUUACUGCUGUCAUGGAGUCUACUUAAAAACGAACCCAGUGCCUGCCCUAAGGACUGCCUGUGUCCGUGUAUAUCUCUGUGUGUGUGUGUGUGUGUGUGUGUGUGUGUGUGUGCGUGUGCGUGUGCGUGUGCGUGUGUGUGUGUGUGUGUGUCUAAAGAACGGUCUCUUAGCAUCAUUGUGCCAAACGGAUUGUGAAUGUCUUUCUCUGAAAGCACUGCUAUGCUUAACAGUAGGUUUUGUACAUUCUUUUUAGGUCGCCUCGGUAACAAUUGUUGUGUGCAGUUUUGUUGCCAUUAUUACUCCCAGUCUGUGCUGCUUCUCCGGUAAUGCUGAACAGUGGUACGAGGGGAUUGUUUUAUGACUGUCACACCUUUGGUCCUGAACUUAAAACUCUCUCUCUCUCUCUCUCUCUCUCUCUCUCUCUCUCUCUCUCUCUCAUUCUGUGGAAUGCUUUUGUCCGAGAUGUUAAUUAUCUCUACUGUUGAAUGAAAAUAAAAAGAGUAAUCUAAUAAAUAACUUUUACUAA
Molecule: messenger RNA, 5548 nt
Organism: Clupea harengus (Atlantic herring)
Lineage: Eukaryota; Metazoa; Chordata; Actinopteri; Clupeiformes; Clupeidae
Gene: tsc22d4
Product: TSC22 domain family member 4
Biological process (GO): regulation of transcription by RNA polymerase II
Source: RefSeq, a predicted model, not a curated record